Messenger RNA from Pseudocercospora fijiensis CIRAD86, 3339 nucleotides. RefSeq lists its product as uncharacterized. The coding region runs from base 1 to 3339 and encodes 1112 amino acids. Lineage: Eukaryota; Fungi; Ascomycota; Dothideomycetes; Mycosphaerellales; Mycosphaerellaceae. The record is from RefSeq and is a predicted model, not a curated record. The transcript has 31 exons.
AUGACAACGUGGUAUACAAAGUUGGUAAUGAUGCGGACGACUGUGCUGAGUCAGCCAUGCCGGAUGAGUCAGCUGACCUUCGCUACUGAGAUCAAAGAUAAAGAUAAGGCAGAAGGUGAUGGAGCAAGAACAGCGCGCGGGUUCAAGAAGAUGGAUGAGAACAUGAAGCCAAGGAGGAUGGACCAUGGCGCCGGAUUUCGCCAAAUGAAGGUUGCAAACCCCUUAUGCGAGACGUGUACAAGAUUACCGAGAUACCAGACUCUUAGCGACGUACAGCAAGUGGACGCCAAAGCUUGGGUGCCAAAGGAUCUAGCACCGCAGGAGGUUGUCGACGUGGAAAUUUCGCAGGCCUACUCGAGACUUUUCAGAACACACCACAUUUCACCCUCUUACAUUGUCGGGGAGCACAUUCCAAGGGGCCAAGAUGACGAAGUCAUGGGAGGUGAAUGUCAUUCAUAUUCAUCUCAGCCUCUUGUGAUGACUUGGAAGCAAUUUAUGAGUUCUGAAUGGCCUGGAACGAGCUUGGGAGGUUCAACAAUGGCUCAAAACAAGUUCAUGAGGUUCGAAACCGCUCAAAAACGAGUUCACGAAGAGGUUCAGAAUGGCUUAAAACAAGUUCAUGAGGUUCAAAAAGGAUCGAAAUGGCUCGAAAUGGCUCGAAAGGAGCUCAGAAUGUUCGAAAUAAGUCGAAUCGAGCUCAUGAGGUACAAAGUCACGCCAUUCCAGCUGGAGAAUGAUCCUUUCAUGAGCAACGCCAUUCCAGCUGGAAAACAUCCUAUCAACAAUGGACGACAUCUCGAAAUGUCUCGAAGCGAAUUCAUAAAGUUCAUAAUGAAUCAAAUCGAGUUCGUAGGGUUCAAAUGCCUUUCAAAAUCUCUGGAAACGAGUUCAUCAACAUCCUACAAACAGCGGACGACAUCCCAACUACUAGACCGAGGAAAUGGCUAUGCUGAAGAGGACUUAUCUUCCAAGUGCGAAGUUGGUCCGAACAGGGCUGAACAACAUGAAAUCCCCGAACUCGGCGGAGACCGAUGGCCUUCGGACGACUACGAAAUUAGACAGCUACAGAAGCUGAGAUUGAGCAACAUAAGUACUUCAUACCGAUCUGGCAACGCACGCAAUCCUAAUAUACCAAGACGCUGCUCCGAAAGCUGUCAAAGUCCGACUCAGCGCAAGUGGCAAGACCAAUAUCUGCCAAAUAUGAUGAAAAGCGAAAUGCUCACAUACUGCGAUUCGCCAUGGCCACAGGUCGGCAGAUUGGUCUACACAAGCCCCUCGACGAAGCAGUUCAAGCUCAAAGGUCAAUCAAUCAUGCUAUCUCCGACUGGGUCAAGGACAUCCUGGCUCUCCUCGAACACUCUGCCGCCUCGGAGAAAUCAUGAUACUAGGUCUGAUGACGACUUCGGUGCUACCAUUAGGCUGGCCAAACUGUUCACAAAGUCCUGCAUCAGUAUCACUUCCCUCGACUCGCCUGGGCUCCUUCUGAGUCUCCAUUUGGACAUGGAGCGCGGGCCGAAUGGUGUAGACGCCAUGGAUAGGCAAGACUGCAGCGACGACGAAACAGGGAAUCAAGACCAAGACCCUCCAGCUUUCCAAGAGGCUUGGGCGACCCAGAUCCUGUCUUCUUCGCAGGUCCAUUACUUGCUCGUCGCGCAGUUCCCGGGCGCAGACCAGUUCGGACAAUAUUCGCGAGCGAUUCUUGAGCGCAUUAAGCGCCCCGCAGUGAGGCAUGUCCUCGUGAACCCCAGGCGAAGGGAGGAGACAGACAAGGCAGCUGCUACUACCAAGAAGGCAGCGGCAGCCAAGACAACCGCGGCCACGAAGAAGACAUCUGCUACAAAGAAGGCUGCUGCCGCCAAGAAGACUGCAAGCAGCACGAAUGCCAACACUGGCAACCUCGAAGGCGACUUUACCAACUCAAUGCUGGAAUCCCGCCAGGCCCCAGCUGUUGAGGACAAGGCACCUGCGGCAAAGAAGACUGAUGUCACCAAGAAGACUGGUCUGGCUGUCGAGGGCAAUGCGUCUGUCGUCCUUGGCAAAGCUGUUCCUGAAUACGGCUCCAAAUGGAUGAAAUCUCUCACCCGUUUUGCUGGCGUCGCCUUUACUACUUGGAGAAUGAAACACAAUUCCUACAAGGACAUCACACCCAAGAUGUACUCAAACAGAAAUCAUACCCAAGAGGAGAUAACACCCAUGCCUUCAUCAAACCCAACGCGGCAUCAGACCCAAUAUGAGAGCAUGCCCAAGACGGCAUCAAACCUAGAUAAGAUCAACGGGAUAGCUGAGUGCAUCAGCCAACGAUUCAUCUUGGUCGAGAGAAAUUCAUUCCGAGACGAGGCUGCCAAAUGCGCGAAAACUAGGAACAUGCUAUACUCGAGACGGCAUUCUCUUUGGGUACCCACCGCACCAACAUCGACGACAUUGAAGUCACCUACGAAGAUCGCUAUCAAGAAUUUCGCUAAUGCUGGCCUGCAUCCAACCAAGCGUAGACCAUCUCCGCCGUCUAGAACUGGCAGCGGCAAGACCGCAGCAUAUCUCAUCCCGAUCAUCUCCAAGCUUAUAGGUAAGGCGAAGAAGCUUUGGGCGCUACGCCCUAAUACAACUCGGCGCUCGGUAGAGCAUCCAGAUUUCGCGAGGCGUGUCGUAUGUGCUACCAGGUACCGCUCGAUGCUUCUUCCGCGUGUCGCCUACGGUAGCUAUCCAAUAGGCGCUUCUCUGGACGAACUUGGCAAGGGCUGCGACAUAUUGGCCGGCAUCUCGGGUGAAUGGUCUGGUGCCAAAGCGGAGAUUCUACCUCGACAAUCAAAACUCAAAUACCUCGGUCACAAAGGCCAAGCUGCGAACAGGAGCAGGGAGGGCAGAAAAAGAAAGGAAGCCAAUGGCAUGCACAUUUGCACAUCUGGAGAACGACAUAUCGAUAACAAUCAUCAAGACCGGUACAGAAAUCCAUGGCGAGGGGAUGUUUUCGGAUGUCUACAUGCACUUUGGCAGCCGAAUACAGCUCAAACCUUCAAGGAUAUGAAAGAUCUCACGCUUGGGAUGUCGCCGACAAGAUCAAUGGAUGAGAUGGUGCUGGAUCCGGCGUGCCGAGCGCCUGAAUCCAGGCGUUCAGCACAUCAGAUGGAGAAUUUGAGAACAGUCAUGAAAACCUGUGUGGAAAUUCAUGGCGCAGGGGAUGUUUGGAAUGCCGCCUGCUGUUGUUCAUAUACACUCCAGCAGCAAAAACGGAAGGCUCUGGCCGCAACAAAUGACACCCCAAGCUUGGCAUGUCGCGCGUUGUUGUGCCUUUUCACCUGUGCGUUUGGAGACCUAUUGAGGCCCGAAAGGAUCAAUCGAUAA